Molecule: messenger RNA, 999 nt
Organism: Dibothriocephalus latus
Lineage: Eukaryota; Metazoa; Platyhelminthes; Cestoda; Diphyllobothriidea; Diphyllobothriidae
Source: the annotation of a GenBank genome assembly
AUAACAUUCAAACCCUAUCUUUUCGAAUGUGCGCUGGAAAGCAGUAUAAAUGUCGAAAAAAGUUCUAUUGUACUGGCAAAUGGUGUCGCGACAUGCACUCUGCAGAAGACCUCACCGGGCCUUUGGAGUAGACUGGAGACGGAGUUGAAAACCGCGAUGACUAAAAUCCGCCAAGAUGCCAUUCAAGAGGCACAGGAGAGGGAGGUGCAACGUGUCAAACAGAACAAGACAGAAAAACGAACGGGUGAGAAGGAGUCUCUGGGUGCGAUGAUGAAGGGGCAGGAGCUGAAACGAUUUGAGGCCAUAAAAAAGGAGAGCACAGAGUUGGCGAUGCAAGAAUUAGUGGCCAUCCAAGAGGAGAAGAAGAAAGCUGAGGAGGAGAAACGCCGUCAGAUGGACGAUGCGGUGAAAUUUGCCAAGGAGCUCUAUGGGAAAAACCCCCAGAAAAUAUAUCAGCCUAAACUUGCAGAAGAAAUAUUUAAGGCCAAAGAGAGUCUGCCCGUUCGAGAGUCUAACACAAUAAACAUCUCCUUCACGCCUCGAGUGUUUCCUACACCUCAACGUGAAUCAAUGGUUGCGGAGGAAGAAACGUGGCUGGCAAAUCAAGCAGAGCAUCGACGGUAUCUGAAGGAAAAGGUGUGCGAUGGCGGUGACUUAUCAGAGGCGGAAAAGGAUCCCAUGUGGUUACAAAAGAAGGCAAAACUGUAUUCGAACCGCGCUGCAUGUUACAUUAAAACGCGAAACUUCUUCAAGGCCCUUGAGGACAGUUCUGCUGCACUAGAUCUUCUCCAGCCUCCGGUGCCGCAGAACCUGCGUGCGCGGGUGCGCGCCCACGUUAGACGCGCGGUCGCUUUCUGCAACCUCGAAAUGCUCAAAGAAGGUAUUCAAGAAUACGAGGCCGCGGCCAAACUCGACCCCUCUGAUGAGUCCAUCAAACAGGACCUGGUGAAUUUGCAAGAAGCUUAUCUCAACCCACAAAAAGCUAUCGGGACUAAAUAA